Molecule: messenger RNA, 1686 nt
Organism: Sphenostylis stenocarpa
Lineage: Eukaryota; Viridiplantae; Streptophyta; Magnoliopsida; Fabales; Fabaceae
Source: the annotation of a GenBank genome assembly
AUGAAGCAGCACGAGUUAACUCUGUUACUGUGCCUCUCAUGGACACUAACCCUUCUCUAUGGUGAGAUGUUCGCUUAUUGGGUUCCACCCCUCUUCACCUGUUCCUGGCCCCAGCUUCUUCGUACCUCUUCUUCUUCAAUGGUUCAAACAGACGGUGGGAAUUAUCAAGCUGAUUAUGUAAAAGUUGCUGUUAUUGCAGAUCCACAGCUCAUGGAUAAAACUUCUCUCCGUCUUCCUCCAAAAUCACUUGCACUGGAGCUUGCUGAAUUCUACACUGAUUUAAACAUGCGUAGAUCAUUCUUUGCAUCUGUCCUGCCUUUCAAACCUGAUGUCAUAUUGUUUUUAGGUGAUUACUUUGAUGGAGGUCCUUAUUUAUCAGAUGAAGAAUGGCAGGAGUCGUUCAGUCGCUUCCGACAUAUCUUUGGUUUAAAUGCACAAGGAAAAUACACAGACAUGCAAGUUUACUACGUCCCGGGAAAUCAUGAUAUUGGGUAUGAAAGUCUUCAUUCUCUAUAUCCAGAGGUUAUCCAACGUUAUGAAGAAGCAUAUGGGAAAAGGAAUUACAAAUUUACAAUUGGAAACGUGGAUUUUAUUGCCGUUGAUGCUCAAAUUUUGGAUGGUAAACUAGAUUUUCCUUAUACAUUUGAGCUGUCAUUUUUCUUAAGUAGCUAUGCUGUAAUUGCUAGUACUUUUACCUUAUGGAAACCCACAAAACCAUCUGACUUUUCAAACUUGGGAUUUUGUGAUGUGGCUCAUCCAAGAGUCUUAUUGACGCAUAUUCCUUUAUAUCGACAUGAUGAUACUUACUGUGGUCCUGAUCGGAGAUCCCCAGUUAUCAAUCAGAGGAUAAAUUAUGCUGUAAAUGGUAACCCUAAUGAGAUAUCGUAUCAAAAUUAUGUUUCUGAGAAGUCUUCAAAGUACUUACUGGAUACACUCAAACCUAAGCUUAUUUUGUCCGGUCAUGAUCAUGAUCAGUGCACCAUCACUCAUCAAUCAAAAUCUGGGCCUGUAAAGGAGCAAACUCUAGGUACUAUAAGUUGGCAACAAGGAAACUUGUAUCCUUCGUUCAUGCUGUUAUUAGUUGAUAACUCAACUCUUCCCAAUGCUUCCAUUGCAAAAGACGCUUUGUUGACUCAACUAUGUUAUCUUCCAACACAAUUGCACAUUUACUUAUGGUAUAUCGUGCUAUUUAUUCUGACCCUUCUUGCCACCCUAUUUUGGCCAACAAGUGGCACAAGUUUUUGGCAUCAGUGUUGGGGCUUAUUUGGCUACUGUAAGCAACUAAUCUCUAGCAUCUUUUCUAGAAGUGAAACGAAAGACAAGGACGAGGAUGCUAACUAUGAAUAUGAGAUGAUGUGGGAUGCAGAAGGAUCAAUGCAUCUUAUAAAGAAACCCUUGAAUCCAUCUACUGUAAAUUCAAACAACAGGAGCUUAGGAGAAAGGGGUAAUGUUGUGAUGCGGGCAGCUGCUAGAAAAAAUACUGCUCAGGAGGAAGAACUCUCUGUUAAUGUGGAUAUUGCUUCAGGCAUUGCUCUUGAUCCUGUGGGAAGAAUACUGCCCAGAACAGGCAAAUCAAAGACAAUAAUUAUAAUCCAGAGAUUGAUACGUACACUGCGAAUGUUCACUGUCAUUGCAGCAAUGAUUAAUUAUGAAGUGCUGGGAAGGAAGGAUGAUUAUGAGAAGUAG